Molecule: messenger RNA, 2353 nt
Organism: Erythranthe guttata (spotted monkey flower)
Lineage: Eukaryota; Viridiplantae; Streptophyta; Magnoliopsida; Lamiales; Phrymaceae
Source: RefSeq, a predicted model, not a curated record
AAAAAUUAAAAUUAACGACUCAAAAGUCAAAAUCAAGCUAAAUAUAGGCUCUGCCUUCCUCUUAUUACCUUGGCCCAAUAAAAAGCCCAAUAAUAAUGUAUUCCCCAUUUCCCCUUCUCUCUCUUCUCUCUCUCUCUCUCUCUCUCUCUCUCUCUCUCUGUACUUAAUUCGGAUUUUGGAAUCUCUGUAGUCUCUCCCUCCGCGCCAACUCAAUUACGAGGAUUGCUCCAAUCGAAGAUGGAUUUCGAAAAUGGCGACGAAAGCAUGGUGUGGUCCGAAGAGCUGGAGCGCGUGCCUCUCAAACAGAGACUCAAGUUGCUGUUGGCCAGCCACCGUAUCUCCGUCGAUUCGUCCUUGAAAUCCGAGCGCCGGAGUCCUGUUUUGCCACCAACUGUAGGUGUUGCCGGAAAAGAGGAAAGAGAAAAUGGUCACUGUGAUACACAGUCUGGUCUCUGUGCUGAGGAACGGAUGAAUGAGAAAGUACUGGAGGCCGAACGACGAACGGGUGAUCUGGAAUUGAAAGAUCAAGAAAAUUUAGCUUCUGCUCCAUCUGUGAAAAUUGAUUCAGUUGGUAGUAGUUCACUUUACGAGUCAGUUUGUGUCACAGAUCCCGUCACAGUGAAGCUUGAGUGUGAUGACAACUUAGUCGAGGGUUCCUCGAGAUCUGAGAUUCAAGCUGUUAGUUCUGAACCUGAGAUGAGUGAUGAACUCGAUCAUGCCUCAUUGAAAGAACGAUUAAGGGGGUUUCUAGCAAGUAAAUGCUUGGGAUUCUCAUCAACGGUGUUGGAGGAGAAUUAUGCUGUAAGAGUAAAAGGAGAGCUGGGAUUUGGUGACCAAAUUCAUAAGAUUGAUAGUACUUCAAAAUCUCUUUCGCCAAGGAGUACCAAAGUUUCAUCUUGUAAACCUCAUCAAGCACUUGACAAUUUCUCCGAACGAAACAAAUCCGCUGAUGAAGGUUCAUCAGGGAAUCAAAGAAAUGAAAUGAUAAGUUCUUCUGAAACAGAAUGCACGAAAAACGUAUCAGACGUUGGAAAGACUCUUCUGUCUGGUGAUAUUAGAACUGCGAAAUAUUCACCUAUACCUGGCUUAGCAAAUAUCAAAACCGAACCAUCAAAUGACGGCGAAUUACCUACUUUCAAUUUAAAUACAAUGGAUCAAACGUCGCUUAGAAACUUCGUCAUGGUGAAGAGUGAAGUUCAAACAUCUGAUGAUGCUUACGAAGAUGAGUUGGAUCAUAUGUUGCUCCGAGAGCGGAUGAAACUGUUGCCAUCAAAAGAUGGUCCAAGUUCGGAUAUUCACCACACGAGCCAAACGCUUCCUUCUGUUGCUUCAAAUCCUACCCACCUGAAAGUCAACCGUCCAAGAAAAAGACGAAAAACUGUUACGGAUUCAGUUGAAACUGCCAUGGAGGAAGAUGCUCCUGGACUAUUGCAGGUGUUGAUUGAGAAAGGUGUUUCAGUUAAUGAUAUCAAGCUUUACGGUGAACCAGAAUGUAAUGAUUUGGAUGUUUCAUCCAUCAAAGACAGUUUUUCAGAGCUUGAAGAAGUUAUAUCUAAGCUUUUCUGGCAGCGCGAGUCAUUCUUGAAGUUAGGUCCCAUGCGAUCCAGCAAGGGGGAGAAGGCUAGUUACUGUUUGGAAUGUCUAUUUUCACUCGUGGAGCAGGCACGAUAUCUGCUGUUUCGAAAGUGGCCAGUUGAAUGGGGCUGGUGCCGGGACCUCCAGUCGUUUAUCUUUGUCUUUGAAAGACACAACAGGAUAGUGCUUGAACGCCCUGAAUACGGUUACGCAACGUACUUCUUUGAGCUGGCAGAUUCUUUGCCCAUAGAUUGGCAGAUCAAACGACUAGUAACUGCCAUGAAGCUUACAAGCUGCAGUAGGGUUUCCUUACUCGAGAACAAAGCACUGAUGGUAGGCGAUGAUUUAACGGAAAGAGAAGCUCGGGUUUUGAUGGAAUAUGGAUGGACACCUAACACUGGGCUUGGAACAAUGCUUAAUUAUUAUGACAGAGUUGUUCAUGACAGGAAAAACGAGACAUACGCCUCUGAGUGGAGAUCAAAAAUCGGGAAGAUGCUUACAGAUGGUUAUAAUGGAGGUACCUUACUCUCUGCUCGUAUUCCAGAAAAGGUCACUGAAUACAACCUUGACCAUCCCAUGCAUGUCAAGUUAGAACUUAGUUGAGGUCAGGUUUUAUAUCUCGAAAUUGCAAAUAUUUGUCGAUUCUCGAUAGAUCUUUUUGGCACACUAUUCUGUUGAGAUCAGUUUGUUGGAUUGAUUUAUAAAUAUAUGGCCUUUUUUUUCAGAAUGUAAAUAACUAUUCUCUAUUUUCCAUGAUGAAGGAUCCAAAGUUUUCGCA